CGUUUACGGAAUAUUUUCUAAGAAGCAUGUCGGCCGUAGCGAGGGGCGGCGUCGCGGGAGCCCGCAGUCAUGCUGAGAACCUCAGCGGAGUCGGUGGACUCACGUCGCGAAGCUUUUCAACGUUACGAGAAAAAAGCGACGUGUGACAAUUCGAUCGAAAAGCCGAUGUCACCACGGGCCGAAGCUGACGCCGGCUGUACCGAAACUAGGUUAUAACGACGCGCCACAUCCUGUGAUAUCGAUUGUAGCUAGUUUCAUGAGGAUACUGAAAUUUUAUUUCCCGUAGAUACGUUCAGUGAAGUGUUUUUCAUACUCGUCUGUGUUGCAUACAACUUUUUUUUUUUAAUUUUCAAGUGUUUGCUUAUUCUAGUACGUUACGUUGAACUGGAUUUAUGUUAUUUAUAAACAGAUCGACAAUCGUGAAGAAUGUAUGAACGGUAGAAUCGGCAGAAAAAUUUAACACGUCACCGGGAGCCGAGGUCUAACAGACCGCCAUUUCGAGGAGAUAGUCACCAGCGGGGAGGUCCCGCCGCGUGGAUGGUGGCGGGCGAAUGGGGCUAUGCGCCGGUGCCGGCCACACCCGCCAUGAACGCGUUCCUGGAGACCAACCACGCGCACCUCGCGUCGUACGGGCUGAAGAUGUCGCCGCAGCCGGGGUGCGGCGGGCCGCAGCACCGCGCCGCCGCGCCGCACGCGCCGCACGCGCCGCACUACCAGCCGUACCCGCUGCACUCGUACCAGCCGGGCUACCUGCGCGAGUACGGCGGCUGCGGCGAGCUGUUCCCGCAGCAGCCGCUGGAGCAGGGCUGGGACUGGCGCGGCGACGUGCACUACCAGGGCGGCGCGCCGCUGGUGCCGCACGCACCGCACGCUCCGCACGCCUUCCUGCGCUACGUGCGCGCGCCGCCGCGCCGCGACAUGCGCUGUCAGUGGCUCGACCCCGAGCAGCCGCCGCCGCGCAAGAUGUGCAACAAGCUGUUCUCGAGCAUGCACGAGAUCGUGACGCACCUGACGGUGGAGCACGUGGGCGGCCCGGAGUGCACCACGCACGCCUGCUUCUGGCAGGGCUGCGCGCGGAACGGCCGCCCGUUCAAGGCGAAGUACAAGCUCGUGAACCACAUCCGCGUGCAUACUGGAGAGAAGCCCUUCCCCUGCCCCUUCCCCGGCUGCGGCAAGGUGUUCGCCAGGUCGGAAAACUUGAAGAUACACAAAAGAACUCACACAGGUGAAAAGCCGUUCAAAUGCGAAUACGCGGGCUGCGAUCGACGGUUCGCCAACUCUUCGGACAGGAAGAAACAUUCGCACGUGCACACGUCUGACAAGCCUUACAACUGCCGCGUGCAUGGCUGCGACAAGUCGUACACCCACCCAUCUUCACUGCGGAAGCAUAUGAAGGUGCACGGCGCUGCUGGCGACGCUUCCCCGCGAUACGACAGCGAUGGCGACGAUUCCUCCUCAGCUGGCAGCGUCAGCGUCACCGCCGGCGCCGCCAGCCCUCCCGCACCCGUUCCCCCACCCCCUCCUCAAGCCACCACCCUUCACCCACACCACCACCCCACGAUAACAGACAAACUAGAAAGCCUUAACGAUAAAUACCUUAACCCCCACGAUCAAAAAGCCUACGAGCGUCUACCGGCGCCGCAUCAUCACAAUCAACCUCCUCACUUAACAAAUAUAGGAGGUAAUGGUAUGAUGGACAACAAACUAGGCUUCGGUGGUCACUGGAGUCAGUUCCAGCAACCCGCGCCCGCUGUCCCUCACGCCGUCCCCGAGUGGUGGUGUCCCACGCAAGAGUCCUACCACCAUCACCAUUUGAUGCACCAUUCAGGAGCAGCCGCCGCUUACUGACCGCACCGCGCUUAGUGAACUCUUCAUUCGACGCGGUGGCCACGUGCCUCUCACAUUAUGUUUUUGCACUCGAGUCCGCCUAAAACUUGAAUUCAACGAGCUUUCGAAACGUUACAUUACGCUGAAGUUCUAGAUUUACGUGGAAUGAAAAGUUCACUAAUGCGCUUGUGAUUGUGUUUCUUUUUAAGAAUGCGAUACGCUUAUUAACAAAAUAGUUUAUUAUAAUAUUCUGAUCAGUUUUGAAAAAGAUUUUUACUCAAUGCCAGAAUUGCAGCCGUCCGAUUAUAUUUAAACAUAAUAGUUAUGUGUGUAAGCAAAAACUUAUUUGAGGAAAUAGAAACAAUGUAACAAUCCACAAUGCUGUUAUAACUACAUUAAAUCUGUCCUUUUAAUGAAACAACAGAGUUGUAAACAAUGACCGCUAACUGUCAAAAUUUUUACACGUUGUAUAUUUUCUGUAAACAUUGCUAAGAAGUGUCUUAUUAUAUUAAACGAGAUGUUUCUGCGUAAAGCAUUGUUUGCGUUAACUUUUGUAAUGUCAGACGCGUAGAUUUUGUCAACUGUAUUGUUGACAGUGAUUUAUUGUAGCUAUUCUGUACAUUACAGUGUAAGUCAACUUUACGAUGCACAUUUUUUGCUGAUAAAUUAAAAAGCUAUACGAAUGCAAUUCUUUUCACAUUCCCGCAAUUUUAUGAUAACUCAAGACGUCUAUUUGUCGCUUCUCAUGAAUAAAUAAUCUCUGACAUUUUUAAUAUCGCGAACUGGUUUUAGUUUUUAAUUUAACAUUAAAAAUAAAACGUUGAUUUUAUGACCAAAGUACCGAAGUCCAAUAAAUUUCGAUUUAUAGGUUGUAUAAUAAUUAUUGUAAAUUUUUAGUUUCUUAUAUGUUAAUUUGCCUUGUGUAUAAAAAACGUAUGUUAAGGAAUACCCAGUGAUAAUAGUGUUAAGUGAUUAUAAUUGUAACUAAACUAUCUAUAACAUCGCUAUUGAUUCGUGCUAUGUUUUUCAGAAAUGUAUGAUAAUAUGACUAUGUAUACACAGUUUUAUAUAUAUUAAAAAUAAUGAAUAUUUUUUCACGGACCCGCGCUAUAGAUAGAGAAAUUUUAACUAUGGAAUACUAAUUGACUGAUUGUGAACGAUGUAUUUUAAGUUACUUUAAGAUGGAUCUGUUGAUUGUCUUUUCUACGGCCAUGUAAAUAGCAACUAGAUAAAAUAAAAAACAUAUUUCAAUUGAAA
Messenger RNA from Bicyclus anynana (squinting bush brown), 3084 nucleotides. It is a transcript of the gene opa, whose product is annotated as zinc finger protein ZIC 4. Gene Ontology annotation, cellular component: nucleus. The transcript is spliced from 3 exons. Gene Ontology annotation, biological process: regulation of transcription by RNA polymerase II; central nervous system development. Bases 538 to 1848 code for a protein of 436 amino acids. Gene Ontology annotation, molecular function: RNA polymerase II cis-regulatory region sequence-specific DNA binding; DNA-binding transcription factor activity, RNA polymerase II-specific. Lineage: Eukaryota; Metazoa; Arthropoda; Insecta; Lepidoptera; Nymphalidae. The record is from RefSeq and is a predicted model, not a curated record.